Messenger RNA from Oncorhynchus nerka (sockeye salmon), 1541 nucleotides. RefSeq names its product pseudouridylate synthase 1 homolog. The coding region runs from base 212 to 1396 and encodes 394 amino acids. Gene Ontology annotation, molecular function: pseudouridine synthase activity; RNA binding. NCBI's taxonomy places the organism in Eukaryota, Metazoa, Chordata, Actinopteri, Salmoniformes, Salmonidae. Gene Ontology annotation, biological process: tRNA pseudouridine synthesis; mRNA pseudouridine synthesis. The transcript has 6 exons. The record is from RefSeq and is a predicted model, not a curated record. Gene Ontology annotation, cellular component: nucleus.
GAAGGUCAAAGUUGAUUUUGCCCAUGUGUGUCGCUGUUGCUGCCUGCAGUGAUAGCUAUCUAGCUUGUAAAGGGUUUCUUGCAUUUUUGUUUCAGAUUGUACAGCUGUCGUAAAUGGAUUAACUGCCAAAGUUGUGCUAUAAGCAAGACGUGUAUUUAACGAUUUUUCGUGGAUCACACGUUGGCUUUACAAGUGUGCAGGGAUCCGGUGGAUGAUGAGUGAAGAAGGGUCAGGAAAUAUGCUGAUCAAGCCACUGAAACGAGUGGAGGAAGGAAAUGGAGAGUCGGGUGAGAAUGGACACAUCAGAAAGAAGCUGAAGUCUGUAGAACCAACUGGCAAUGAGAGGAAACACCCCAAAAGAAAAGUGGUCCUGCUUUUGGCAUAUUCAGGCAAAGGUUACUACGGUAUGCAGAGAAAUGCUGGAUCCUCCCAGUUCAAAACCAUUGAGGAUGAGCUGGUCACAGCACUGAUUAAGUCUGGGUGCAUCCCAGACAACCAUGGAGAUGACAUGAAAAAAAUGUCGUUCCAAAGAUGUGCAAGAACAGACAAGGGUGUUUCUGCAGCAGGUCAAGUGGUCUCUCUAAAACUGUGGAUGAUUGAAGACGUAAUGGAAAAGAUCAACUGCAAUCUUCCACCACAGAUCAGAGUGCUGGGUCUGAAACGAGUGACUGGGGGCUUCAAUUCUAAAAACAGCUGUGAUGCUCGCACAUACUCCUACAUGCUCCCCACUGUGGCCUUCUCCCCAAAGGACUAUUACACCAACAAUUCCGCUGCAUUCCGCCUUGAGCCAGAGACACUGCAGAGAGUAAACCAGCUGUUUGGCAGCUACAAGGGCACCCAUAACUUUCACAACUUCACCUCCCAGAAGGCCGCGCGGGACCCCAGCGCCCGCCGCUACAUCACAGAGAUGUCCUGUGGCGAGCCCUUUGUGCGUGGCGGCGCCGAGUUCGCAGAGAUUACUGUGCGUGGCCAGAGCUUCAUGAUGCAUCAGAUCCGGAAGAUGAUCGGCCUGGUGAUAGCUGUGGUGAAGGGCUAUUCGGGGGACGAAGUGUUAAAGCGAAGCUGGGGUGAGGAGAAAGUGGACGUGCCCAAAGCCCCUGGGCUGGGCCUGGUGCUGGAGAAGGUGCACUUUGACAGGUACAACAAGCGGUUUGGUGGGGACGGCCUCCAUGAGUGCCUGGAGUGGACUGAAGAGGAGCAGGCCAUCUUGGCUUUCAAGGAGGAGCACAUCUACCCCAGCAUUGUGGAGACAGAGUGCAAGGAAGGGUCCAUGGCUAGCUGGAUGGCCACACUGCCCAUACAUGACUUUGAGGCAACUGCAACAGGAGCGCAGGAUAAGGAUAGGGAGCAGUUUCAGGAUGAUGAGGAGGGCAAUAGAUCAGAUUCUGCACUUUGAAGUCUCUGGCAAGUGGAAAGACACCUUUUGCUUUGCUGUAUCUCAAGAAUGAGCUUUUGUUUUGCUAUGGAAAUGCAUUGUCAGUAAUGCCACUGAUUAACUCAAUAAUGAAGACAUUUUAAUAAACAUUUUUGUUAUUUUUAAA